Molecule: messenger RNA, 597 nt
Organism: Saitoella complicata NRRL Y-17804
Lineage: Eukaryota; Fungi; Ascomycota; Saitoellomycetes; Saitoellales; Saitoellaceae
Exons: 1
Coding region: 42-512 (156 amino acids)
Source: RefSeq, a predicted model, not a curated record
GAAGAGAAGAUGUGGAGGCGCUCAUUGGCUGGUGUACAGCUAUGGCUGAGCAGAAGGGCCCGGGAGAGGAGAAGUGGUAUGGCGUGGCUACCUGUGCGUUCGACGCCCUCGGUGCCGCAUCCGUCGUCCUGAGUGGUGGUGAAGUCCAGGAGCACAUCCCAAGAUUGAAGAACAUCGUCGAAGACACCGUCGAGGAACUCCAAUCCCUUGUCGCGGCAAUGGGACCCCUCGCUGACCUCGUCAGGCGUGGUACCCUUCUCGCUCAAGCCGAGGAAUCCCAGCGUGAUCUGACUGCUGCCAAUGCAGGCGAGAAGUGGGCCCAGGAAGCUUCGAGACGGAGGAAUCCUCAGCCUAAGGCGCUUGGUGGACGUGGUGAGGUUGUUGAGGCUCCGACUGCUGGUGAGUUGGCCUUGAUGGGUGCUAGCAGGGGUAAGAAGAUGAGCAAGAGGCAGAAGGGUCAUGCUAUCUCCAUGCAAGUGGGAAGGUAUACUGUGGAGAGGGUGGAGUUGUAGCUGAGAAACUACUGGCGUGGUGGCGACUAGGAUUUAGAUUAGAGCGCUUGCAUUUGGAGCAUAUUGGUUCGGUAUGGAAUACAUC